AUGGUGGAUAGCCUUGUGCACUGCGAAGGCGAGCAAUCUGACCUCUCAUCUUCAGAUGAUUCUUCGCCGGAGGGAAGACUUCGCCGCUGUCUUAUCGGCAAGGGGCUCUACCAGGAGGUGAAACAACUCUUGGAUGACAGGGCGGACGCAAACUGCCGGUUGCGGUACAAGCUCGGCCCCAAGGAGUUUGAUGGGACGCCCCUGACAUUGGCUGUCAAACUCGACAAGCCCAACAUCGUACGCUUGCUCAUUUUGCACCGGGCCAGCCCAGAAUCCAUGUACUCGAUGAAAGCAGGCCGUACAGGUGUUCACUGGAAGGGGCCAGCAGUUUGUGCAACGGUUGCCAAAGGCAAUCUUUCGAUGAUGAGGUUGUUGGUGGAAUACGAAGCAAAUUUGCAGGGUCGAUUGAUCAGCUUCAAUGACGAGCCAAAUGUCACCUUGCUGUACGAUGCCAGCUAUUUUGGUCAUGCGCAUUUAGUGCGAUAUUUGCUUCAGCAGAAGGGCAAUCCAGACACCCCUGUGAAGUUUCAAGAUGACAUGAGCAUCACCAAAACUGCGCUUCAGGUUUCAGCCAGCCUGGGACACGAUGAAGUCGUUCGGGUGCUUCUCGGUGCCAAAGCGCAAAUUUCUCAUGGAACGGACUUCGGCCCGCAAGAACUAAAAGAUGCCAUCGAUGGAUGCCAUGUGGAGGUUGUGCGUCUAUUGGUCGAAGGUGGUGCUGAUUUGUUCACCGGCGAAGAGGGCAGGAGAGGGGUGGACUAUUUGUUCGAAGCCAACAAUGCAGUGCUCACCGCUGCAGCAGCUAAGGGCUUGCGAGGCUGCGAGGAGGAUGUCGUCGAGUGCAUUGGGUUGAGAGAUUUUGUGCGGUUCCUAGCCACUCCGGAUGCCGAAGAAAUUCUCAGUGCAGUGUUUCGGAAGUGCCAGCUUCGCUACUGGAAGAAUGAGAAGCGUGUGGCAUGGAAAACAGCAUAUCUGCCGCAUGGAGAUCUCAACGUUGCCGUGGGGCCACCCAAGAGCCAUUUCGACGACAAGUUUCACAAGGAGAUGGAAUUGGCAGCAGGUGUCCGAUCAACCAUUACAGACAAGGACAAAACAGGAACAGUUGUUUUUCGUUAG
Messenger RNA from Symbiodinium natans, 1116 nucleotides. The record is from the annotation of a GenBank genome assembly. NCBI's taxonomy places the organism in Eukaryota, Dinophyceae, Suessiales, Symbiodiniaceae.